This is a messenger RNA of Volvox carteri f. nagariensis, 1509 nucleotides long. RefSeq lists its product as uncharacterized. The coding region runs from base 1 to 1509 and encodes 502 amino acids. The record is from RefSeq and is a predicted model, not a curated record. The transcript is spliced from 7 exons. NCBI's taxonomy places the organism in Eukaryota, Viridiplantae, Chlorophyta, Chlorophyceae, Chlamydomonadales, Volvocaceae.
AUGUCACAGAACCAGUCGCCCUCGCCGGUUCCGUCUCAGAACUAUCCUACUUCAUUACACAAUGCCUUAAUGGCAACCAUUCAACAGCCAAUGCUGAGUCCGCUGCCCAGACUGUUUAGCCUUGCGGACGUCCAUGCUGCUACCCAGGCCGCUCAGCAGCAGGAAAUGGCUCAACGCCUUCAUGGCCAGGGCUUAGGAAUGGAAUGGUCACAAACUCCGCUAUCCCAGGUGCCCUUCGGCCACGCUGGUUUUAACGCAUUUAACUCACAGCCCGGCAUCUUCAAUGCCCAGCCGGGCGUGCAGCUUACCCCUGGCCACCUGUCGCCGACGUUCAUGGGCGUCGGCCCCCCGACAUCCUCAAAGGCAUACACGAAGGCGGCCAAGGCCAAGGCCUCCAUGCCCAGCGCGGCGGGGCCCCCACCAUGGACGGCCCGGAGGCGCUCGACGUCGACCCAUCCCCUGAGGCUGAUGCGGGUGCCCUUCGGCCACGCUGGUUUUAAUGUGUUUAACUCACAGCCCGGCAUCUUCAAUGCCCAGCCAGGCGUGCAGCUUCCCCCCGGCCAGCUGUCGCCGACGUUCGUCAUGGGCGUCGCCCCCCCUCCAACCUCUAAGGCACCCAAGAAAGCGUCCAAGGCCAAAGGCGCCAAGGCCUCCAGGCCCAGUGCGGCGGUUCCCCCCGCCAUGGACGGCCCGGAGGCGCUCGAUGUCGACCCAUCCCCUGAGGCGGCUGCGGGUGGUGACAAGACACGGUCGCGAGACUCGAACGUCGACGGCAAGGAGGCCAUCAAAAUGGUGAAACUCUAUAUCGUGGGCCAGCAUGUCCGGUCGAAGAGGAACUCCAGCAAGACCAACGGUGGCAUCCACAUGACCGGUGCAGCGCUGAACCAGUGGAUGGAGGAGAACAAGCCCCUGUACGGACUGGCGGCCCGCAAGGUGGACACAAUUAACAACAAGGUGGCCGCGCUCAUCACUGUAAUGACGAAGGUUCGCAACCACGAGCGCAGAACCGGCUUCAACGCGCCCUCUGUGUGGCACCUGGACGAGGAUGAGCUUGCCGAGAACUUCACCCGCCUGAAAGUUCCCGGCUGCUUCACGCAGGAGGUGUACGAGACUCUGCAUGACUUCUCGGAGAACAAGCCCAAGAUGAACCCCCGCAAUCACACCGGCCUGCGCCGCAAGUCGUCGAGCAAGGCCAGCCCCGCGAUGGGACUGAUGGCUGCCGCCCUGGGCGACCUGACCGACAGCAUCAAGUCACACUGCAGCUCAGACGACGCCGACCGCAAGGAAGCAUUUGCUCAAAUCGGCAACCUCACGGAGGCGGUAAGCAAGCUGGCGCAGGCAGCCGACGAUGAGGAGGAGCGCAAGCUCAAGAUCCACGAGUCGCAUCAGCGCAUGCUGUUGCGCAAGCUGGAGGCCUAUCAGAAGAUGUUUGAUGUCAACAACGCCACCCAGGAGGAGCUGGACGCGGUGACCGCCGAGGUCAAGGAGUUGAUGAACAGGCCCCUCUGA